GAACUAUCUUCUUUUUUAGAAAAAGAAAAACUUUAAAGAUGGAUUCGUUUACAAAGGGACUGAAAUUUUUCAUUGUUGCUUUGAAUUUCAUAUUACUGUUCGGAAGUACUGUAUUGCUGGUAUUUGGAAUCCUGUUUCAUACUGGAGCAAAAUUGGACUUUAUCGAGGCAUUGGAAACCAAGACCAAGGAUAAUAUCCGUGAUUUAAUCACAACGACUGGCAUUGGUGAUGUGGACAACAUUGAUAGAUUUAGUUUUACUCAGCUCCUGGGUGGAUGGAUAGCGCAUUCGAUGAUAGGUGUGGCGCUUUGCAUGAUCGUUCUGUCGUUCAGUGGUUGUUGUGGAGCUUGGUACAAAGUUAGAAUUUUCUUGCUCAUUUAUAUCAUAGUGCAGAGUGUUAUAAUGUUUGUUGAAGUACUUAUUAUAGUGCUUAUGUUUACAGUACCAUUAACUAUUCAAGGUCAAAUUAAAAGAGAGAUGGACUUUACAAUAGCAGGCUUCCAAGGAUUGGCGGGAAACAAUGACAGGACACUAGGAUGGAUGUUUCUUAUGGACUACUAUAAAUGCUGCGGAACUGAGACAUACAAAGAUUUUCAGAACGAAGCAACUGUUUGGGAUAGGACUCCAGGAUCUAUUUCCACCAUCAUCGAUGCUCCUUUAAUAUGCUGUAAGACUAUACCUAUAGGUGGCGCUGAUAACGACGUCGGUUGUGCAAGAGAGGCUUCAAAAGAUAUAUAUACUGAGGGUUGUUUUGAUGUUAUCUGGAACAAAGUGUUAGAGAAAUCAAUGUAUACUUAUGUCGUGAUUGGCAAUGUUUUUCUUCUUCAGAUUCUGUUGCUUCUUUCUUCAAUAAAAUUUUAUAGAGAUGCAAAAGAAAAAAAGAAAGUCAGACCAUUGAAACCUAUACUGAAGAAAACAAAGGAUUACAAUGGAUAUUAAUUCUGUUUCUUGUUGCUUAUUCUAACCAGAGCUGUGUGUUAAAACUGAUGUCUGCUAGGUUUUCUUUACUACAACGGAACAUAUACAUAUAUCCAUUCUCAAUUUUAUAAAUAAUUCUAUUAUGUAAAGACAUAAUGUUUAUAUCAAUACUAUCAUUGUUUCGUUUU
Mytilus trossulus (common blue mussel) is the source of this 1105-nucleotide messenger RNA. RefSeq names its product tetraspanin-1-like. The record is from RefSeq and is a predicted model, not a curated record. Lineage: Eukaryota; Metazoa; Mollusca; Bivalvia; Mytilida; Mytilidae. Gene Ontology annotation, cellular component: plasma membrane. The transcript is spliced from 7 exons. The coding region runs from base 39 to 938 and encodes 299 amino acids.